AACCUCCCUUUAGUUCUCUAGCUUUCUCCACACCUCACAGACACAAUGCUGCCUUCCCUGGGCCUCCCCAGACUGUCCUGGAUGCUGCUCUCCUGUCUGAUGCUACUGUCUCAGGUUCAAGGGGAAGAUUCCCAGCGCUCUGAAAGGAUCAGCUGUCCCAGAGGUUCCAUAGCCUAUGGGUCCUCCUGCUAUGUCUUGUAUAAAGCAGCCAGAAGCUGGAUGAAUGCAAAUAUUGCCUGCCAGAGAAGACACUCAGGACACCUUGCGUCUGUGCUCAGUGGGACUGAGGGAUCCUUCCUGGCCUCCUUGGUUAGCAACAACUUGAAUACCCACUCAGACGUCUGGAUUGGGCUCCAUGACCCCACAGAGGGCUCUGAGCCCAAUGCUGGUGGAUGGGAAUGGAGUAGCACUGAUGUGUUCAAUUAUUUUGCCUGGGAGAGAAUUCCUGCCGCUGUCUCAAGACUUGAUCACUGUGGGGUCCUGUCCAGAACAUCAGGAUAUCUGAAAUGGAAAAGUUAUAACUGUAAUGUGAACUUACCCUAUGUCUGCAAGUUCAAGGGCUAGAUCAGAUGGGAAGUCAGCAGCCUGCAUCUUGUUGCAGCUCAUCAUGGACUUGGAACCAAGUGUGAAGACCCAAUUGGAAGGGAAUAUUUUCCUUACACCUUCACCCUGACCACCUCAUUCUGCCUUUUCCUCCUCCUCAGCCUCAUUUCAGGUUCUUUUGUAUGCUUUAUAAUCUGAGUUUUCAUGAUACUAUAAUAAAAAAAAAUAGUUUUAGUUUU
Molecule: messenger RNA, 782 nt
Organism: Bubalus bubalis (water buffalo)
Lineage: Eukaryota; Metazoa; Chordata; Mammalia; Artiodactyla; Bovidae
Product: lithostathine-like
Exons: 5
Coding region: 46-564 (172 amino acids)
Biological process (GO): venom-mediated disruption of cell wall in another organism; response to peptide hormone; antimicrobial humoral immune response mediated by antimicrobial peptide
Molecular function (GO): oligosaccharide binding; peptidoglycan binding; signaling receptor activity
Source: RefSeq, a predicted model, not a curated record